Folsomia candida is the source of this 1399-nucleotide messenger RNA. RefSeq names its product oocyte zinc finger protein XlCOF19. Gene Ontology annotation, biological process: regulation of transcription by RNA polymerase II. The transcript has 4 exons. Gene Ontology annotation, molecular function: DNA-binding transcription activator activity, RNA polymerase II-specific; RNA polymerase II cis-regulatory region sequence-specific DNA binding. Bases 141 to 1058 code for a protein of 305 amino acids. The record is from RefSeq and is a predicted model, not a curated record. Lineage: Eukaryota; Metazoa; Arthropoda; Collembola; Entomobryomorpha; Isotomidae. Gene Ontology annotation, cellular component: nucleus.
CGAACCAAAAUUUUAGUUUUACAGGUUCACUUACUCCUGAGCAGCACAUGCAUAAGUGACUAAUCAUUAAACAAUCCUACUCAGCACACGCUCAAUUUCUUGAUUUCGAAUAUACACAAGUCCACAAACACCGAAUCCACAUGGAUCCGCAGCCAGAACAGAGAUGGGAAUGUGCAACGUGCUCAAAAACGUUUAAAACCAAAAGCUACUUGACAGCACACAUGGUCACGCACGAUCCCGAUGCCAAAGUCACGUGCGAGGAAUGCGGAAAAACAUUCAAAAACAGACGUGUCUUAUCCAACCACAAGUGGUACAUUCACACCAAUCGGAACCGACCAAGGUGUGACACUUGUCACCGGGUGUUUGCUACCCCUUCAAUUUUACAGCGACAUAUCGACAUCACCCACCUCACUGAGGAAGGACCCCCUUUUCCAUGUAAGUUUCGCGACUGUGAGGAAACCUACCUACACGAGGACGAUCUUUUGGACCACGUGAAAACCGAACAUGUAAAAAAUCCGGUCCGAUUUCCGUGCGAACUUUGCAGAAAGAAGUUCAAAACGAGGGUUCAACUUGAAGCUCACAUUCCCACCCACACCAGGACGAAGAAAAAGGAGUACAAGUGUGCCACGUGUUGGAGGAGUUUUGCCCGCAGGGAAAAUAUGAAAAGUCACGAGGUGACACAUUUGGCACAAUAUGCCCGAGCCGUGUGCCAGUGUCGCAUCUGUCCGCAGACCUUCUCGAAUAGGAGUGCUCUAAAACGCCACGUCCGAGCUGUGCACGAAAAUCAGAGGAAGUUCCUGUGCACCUUUUGUGGCAAGAGAUUCGCCCGUUCAGCAGACUGGAAGCGUCACGUGGGAGCGGUACACGCCACGAAUAAAGAGCCGAUUUUUGCCUGCCCCGGUUGCGAGUACAAGAGCCACUCGGAAGUCAAUUUGGCUCAGCAUAUGAGACGCCACAAUGAUCCGAGGCAUGAAUGUUACUUCUGUGGGAAGGAAUUCGUCACUUUCUGGGAAUUAGUGAAGCAUUUUCGAGUUCAUACUUUAGAGAGGAAGAUAUAAGUGUGUAUGUAAUGGGGAUACAAGUAAUUUUCGAAUUUUUAUCAAAUUUGUGACAUUUUUUGCAACACUUCUUUUGCAGAACAUGCAAUUUUAGUUUCAAAUUUAUUUACUAACUGGACAUACUUAUGUCUAUAGAAUACUUAUUUAACAAAUUGUGCUGUUAUAGGAAAUAUUUAAGUUUAUGUGUUUACGUUGUUGUGAGUACGUCCGCUUAUACGGGUAUCCAAAAUUGUGUAAAUAUUAUCUAAAUUAACUAAUUAUUUUAACUAAUAAACAGCCUGUCAGAUGAACAGUGCUUGAUGCAUUAAUGUUCAUGAAAAGGUAAAACAGGUCAAAGGUCA